This is a messenger RNA of Alternaria atra, 489 nucleotides long. RefSeq lists its product as uncharacterized. NCBI's taxonomy places the organism in Eukaryota, Fungi, Ascomycota, Dothideomycetes, Pleosporales, Pleosporaceae. The record is from RefSeq and is a predicted model, not a curated record. The transcript is spliced from 2 exons. The coding region runs from base 1 to 489 and encodes 162 amino acids. Gene Ontology annotation, cellular component: membrane; cytoplasm; mitochondrion.
AUGGCACAGCAAGGUGUAGAACGCCGAGGACUCGAUAAGCACGAUCUCGCGCGUACAGGUCGUAUGGCCGCCUAUGGAGGAUGCAUCUUCGGCCCUGCAGCAACAAAAUGGUUCGACUUCCUCGUCAAGCGCGUAAACCUGCAAUCCAAAAACGGCACAAUUCUCGCCCGCGUGGCCUGCGAUCAAUUCAUCUUCGCACCCUGCAACAUGGCCCUCUUCCUCUCCACCAUGGCCUACAUGGAAGGAAACUCGCCCGUGCAGCGCCUCAAGGACGCCUACCUGCCCGGUUACCAGAAGAACUUGAUGGUGUGGCCAUGGGUCCAGUUUACCAACUUUAAAUAUGUACCCGCGGAGAUGAGGGUCUUGGUUGUCAACGUCAUUUCUCUGGGCUGGAAUUGUUAUUUGAGUUCAUUGAACUCGGCAGGUGGCACCAAGCCGAACCCGCCCGUGGGUCAGACCAAGGAGGGCGGUCAACUUCCUCCUUCAUAG